AUGAAAGUCUCAACAUUGAUCGGCUCUCUGGCGCUGGGCGCUUUGCCUGGUGUCAAUGCGGCUUCAGGCUCGGAAUUUGAACGUGACAGCGCCGCGGUUGUAGCGGAAGUCAUUCGUCGCGCUCUUCCUAAUGCUCCUAAUGGAUACACCCCGACCAAUGUUAGCUGUCCGUCCAGUCGGCCGUCUAUUCGUAGUGCCGCGAAGCUCUCUACAAAUGAGACCUCCUGGCUUGAGACCCGUCGCAAGAAGACCAUUACGCCUAUGAAAGAGUUUUUCAGCCAUGUCUCUGUCGGCGACCUCGAUGUCGGUGCAUACAUCGAUAAGCACUCUUCGAACGUGUCCAAUCUCCCCAACAUUGCUAUCGCGGCGUCGGGUGGUGGUUACCGUGCUAUGUUGAACGGUGCCGGUGGUAUCAAGGCAUUUGAUAGCCGCGUGGAAAACUCCACGGCUUCGGGUCACCUGGGUGGUCUGCUGCAGUCAGCCACUUACGUUGCUGGUUUGAGUGGUGGUAGUUGGUUGGUUGGUUCGAUUUAUAUCAACAACUUCACGUCCGUCGCGGAUUUGCAGACCUACUCGGCUGGUAACCCGUGGCAGCUUGGAAACAGUAUUUUCGAGGGCCCGGACACUGGCGGCCUUCAGCUGCUGGACACGGCUGAAUACUUCACGGAUUUAGCAGAGGCUGUUGAGGACAAGAAGAAGGCCGGUUAUGAGACCUCGCUCACCGAUGUUUGGGGCCGUGCUCUGGCUUUCCAGAUGUUCAAUGCUAGUAAAGGGGGAAUUGAAUACACCUGGUCGUCCAUUGCUAAGACUCAGGACUUCAUUGAUGGUAACUACCCAAUGCCGCUGGUCGUUGCCGACAGCCGUGUCCCCGGUGAAAUCAUUGCUUCUUCCUAUUCGACGGUGUUCGAGUUCAACCCCUGGGAGUUUGGUACCUUCGACCCGACGAUUUAUGCAUUCGCCCCUCUUGAGUACAUCGGUUCCCGCUUCGAGAAUGGCUCAAUCCCCAGCAACGAGACCUGUGUGCGUGGAUACGACAACGCCGGCUUCAUUAUUGGAACAUCUUCCACCCUCUUCAACGAGGCCAUCACUGCACUGGGCAGUAACUCGUCCAAGAUUACCACGUGGGCGAAUGAUAUUCUCAAGGAUCUUUUUGCCGAGUUUGACAGCUCAGACAACGAUAUCGCUUCCUAUGAGCCUAACCCCUUCUACGGGUAUAAUGAUGAUUCCUUGGCCACUUCAUUGGACCUGGAUAUCGUCGAUGGUGGCGAGGACGGUCAGAAUAUUCCUUUGCACCCACUUAUCCAACCCGACCGCGCGGUCGACGUUAUUUUCGCUAUCGACUCCUCCGCCGAUACCGAUUAUUACUGGCCUAAUGGAACCUCGCUUGUGGCCACCUACGAGCGUAGCCUGAAUACCAGCGGUAUUGGAAACGGCACCGCCUUCCCCGCUAUCCCUGACCAGAACACCUUCAUCAACCUGGGUCUGAACACUCGCCCGACUUUCUUUGGUUGCAACAGCACCAACAUCACUGGCACAGCCCCUAUUGUUGUCUACCUCGCCAACCACCCUUACUCUGCCCAGUCCAACACCUCGACCUACCAGAUGACCUACGAGGAUUGGCAGCGUGACAACAUUAUCACAAAUGGCUACGAAGUCGUUACCAUGGGCAACGGUACCCUCGAUGGUAACUUUACUGCUUGUGUUGGUUGUGCUAUUCUGAGCCGCUCUUUCGAACGCACUGGUACUACUCUUCCCGAUAUCUGUACUCAGUGCUUCACCGAGUACUGCUGGAAUGGUACCACCAACUCUACCACGCCUAACACCUAUGCCCCUGUGGAUAUCCUGGCAUCUUCGGAGGCUGGCAUGUUCAUUACCCCCACCGUGCUGUCUACUGUUGCUGCAGUGACCGCGGCCUUCUUCACCCUGGUAUAG
Penicillium longicatenatum is the source of this 1932-nucleotide messenger RNA. RefSeq names its product lysophospholipase family protein. Gene Ontology annotation, molecular function: A2-type glycerophospholipase activity. Lineage: Eukaryota; Fungi; Ascomycota; Eurotiomycetes; Eurotiales; Aspergillaceae. The record is from RefSeq and is a predicted model, not a curated record. The transcript has 3 exons. Gene Ontology annotation, biological process: glycerophospholipid catabolic process. Gene Ontology annotation, cellular component: cytosol; intracellular membrane-bounded organelle. The coding region runs from base 1 to 1932 and encodes 643 amino acids.